GACCGUGGACGAUUGACUUCCGGGUCACAGCAAGUAGGGUCCAAACGUGUACUUUGACUUGUACUACCACAGUACUACAGUAGUGUCUUCUACCUGCGGUGUUAAGUAAGCAAGCAUGCUUACUUAACACCGCCGAAAGUGCUGACGUGUGUAUAAGAACAUUAUGUUCUCCUGAGAGGUGACUUACAUAUAUUCAUGUAAUACACGCAGUAGGUGUAAGAUUACAACACAAUCGUCGAGAGUAAAAAUGGACAAAACUGUCAGCCUCCUCGAUCAACCUGACAAAACCACCAAAGUGGUUCUGGUAGAGAGCAGUAGUAGUCCUGGAGGAGUGCAACUGGUCAGUGCUUAUCAGACUACAAGAGUCGGGGAUGCUAUGGAUUUAGUAGCUCUGGCAUCACAAGUACAAAAGGGAGAUGAUUUUAUUAAAGCCAAUGCUUGCAACAAACUGUCAGUGAUUGCUGAGCACAUCAGAUAUCUUCAAGAACAAGCUAGAAAGGUGUUGGAAGAAGCCAAGAGGGAUGCAGAGCUGCAUCAUGCUGCGUGUAACAUCGUAAAGAAAGCAGGAAACAUGUACUACCUCUACCAGCGACCGUCUGGACAAAAGUACUUUUCCAUCAUUUCCCCGAAGGAAUGGGGCCCGAGUUGUCCUCACCAGUUUGUGGGAGCGUUCAAACUGCAACACGACAUGUCUUGGACUCCUGAAGAUGGCGUGCAGAAAAGAGACGCAGAGAACGCCAUCAUGGACAAACUCCUCAGCCAGCAGGCGGCAUUACCGUCUCACCUGGAACCCAACUUCAGAAGUCUCACUGAUAUAGCCAAAUAAACAUUUAUAUGUAUAUAAUUAUUAUUAUUACUAUUAUAUACAGAUAUAAGAACGCCACAACAUCUGAUAAUUUAAUAAUACUUUCAUUGUUUCACAGUACUGGUAUUUUGCAGUUUGCUUCAGCUGGGUUUGGGAUGAACAUUGAAUUAAACAUAAUAAAAAUAUAAUAAUUUG
Entelurus aequoreus (snake pipefish) is the source of this 1000-nucleotide messenger RNA. RefSeq lists its product as uncharacterized. The record is from RefSeq and is a predicted model, not a curated record. Lineage: Eukaryota; Metazoa; Chordata; Actinopteri; Syngnathiformes; Syngnathidae. The coding region runs from base 248 to 826 and encodes 192 amino acids. The transcript has 5 exons.